This is a messenger RNA of Malania oleifera, 519 nucleotides long. RefSeq lists its product as uncharacterized. Lineage: Eukaryota; Viridiplantae; Streptophyta; Magnoliopsida; Santalales; Ximeniaceae. The transcript is spliced from 2 exons. The record is from RefSeq and is a predicted model, not a curated record. The coding region runs from base 1 to 519 and encodes 172 amino acids.
AUGACUGGGAAGGCCAGACAUUGGUGGAGAUUAGUGAGGCUACAAGAAGAUCAGAGGCUAGUACCUGCAAUCCUGACUUGGAGCCAUUUUAAAGAAAUCUUCUUUGAUCGAUACUUCCCCACUACCACCAGAGAUGCUAAGGCGGAGGAAUUCUUGAACUUGACUCAGGGGCAUUUGACAGUCCAGCAGUAUGCAACUAAAUUUGUGGAGUUGUCCCGCUGCGCUCCAUAUAUGGUUCCAGAUAAAACCACUAUAUUGGAGACUAGUCUGCAGAGGAGUGCGGAGAUGCUAAAUCAGAGGAAGAGACCCAUGCCUCCUAGUUUUCAAGCUGGUACAAGUCAAGGUCCACAAAGGAGAGAUAACAACAAUGUGGGCCAAAGACAGGAAAUGGGAAAUCGAGCUGGACAGGAAAAUCCAUCACACCCUACUUGUCCUAAAUGUAACAAAAGGCAUAGGAGGAAAUGCCGAGUUGGAAUAUAUACAUGUUAUUGGUGCAUUAGACCUAGGCACAUUGCGUGA